Molecule: messenger RNA, 1237 nt
Organism: Schistocerca gregaria
Lineage: Eukaryota; Metazoa; Arthropoda; Insecta; Orthoptera; Acrididae
Product: translation machinery-associated protein 16 homolog
Exons: 6
Coding region: 132-971 (279 amino acids)
Cellular component (GO): nucleus
Source: RefSeq, a predicted model, not a curated record
GAAAAUGGUAUGUUGCUGAAAGCGUGUAAACAAUUCAUUUUCAAACACACUCUGUUAUCUGUUAUCUGAAGUAUUUGCUUAGUAAUGAAGAAUUUAAGCUGAAGGUUUCUGGUAGCACAAGCUGAACUGAAAUGAUUGUGAUUAUUGAUGUCAAAUUAGAAGAGAGAGACGUAAACGUUUCCAUGGCAUAUUUAUGGUUGUUUAUGGUCUUCAUUGCUAUUUUCACUUAUUUCUUGCAUGUAAUGGGAAGUCAUUGGUCGAAGCAAUUAUUUCGUAUCAUGUUCAAGCCUAAAUCAAUUCAGAAUGAUUUAAAGAAGCUCACAAAAGUUAUCCAUCCAAGAAGCCGAAAAGCCCAGCAGCUUACAAAGAAGAUUAGCAGGAUCUCAGCACGUGAGAAGAUUAAGCUAAUACAUCAAGUAAGGCAGAAUUUGCUGGGGGAGAAGUUACAAUGGUUCAAAGACAACCUUGAUGCAAAUGCUGCCCUGUGUACAGCGGAAAUGCUUAUGGAACUUAUUGAACGGUACCUUCACAGAUUUGAUGAUGAGUUAGAACAAAUAGAACUUAAAAGAACCAUUGGUGGACAUAGAUCACGGCAGCAUGCCAGCCGUGAGGAUAUAAUUCGUAUGACCAUACUGAAAGAUAGAGAGGAUUAUGAAACUGGAGGUAUAGAACUUCCUGAUAUUCUUGCAACCAGCCAGUUGGCAUUGUUACGUCAGUGGCAAGGCGAGUUACGCUUCCUACAAAAGUUCAGACUUAGACUGUUUUCAAAACGUUUCUUGUCCUCCAUCAUAGGAAAAUCAGUGUCAAAGGAGAAACCUAGCUCAGAGAAUCAAAGUGAAUCAUCAGAAAGUAGCAGUAUAAAUAUCCUCCCUGAAGAAGACAAAGAUUCAACAUUUCCAGCAACUGAUGGAAAUGAGAUUGCACCAAAUAAAACAGAGGCUGCAGAGGAACAUAUGGAAACUGACACUUGAACCUCGUGCAGGAUCUGAAACAUGCUGCGACAUUCUGUGUUAUACCAGGAUAAUCUUGGUAUGCUCCAUGAAGACAGACACAACUCAUCAGUCCAGUUAUUUUUCACGUCAUUGUGGACAGACAAUGUCUUGAUAUUAUUAAAGAUAUGCAUGUUUGAGUUUGUGACUCUGGGCAUCCUCUGAUUCCUGCUUUCAGUAUAUAUAGUAUUUAUUUGUUCAAGGUUGAAAUGUUAAUAGCUACUGUAAAUAAAUGUUUAUUUCUUAAA